AUGAUAAGAACUCCAUCUCAUUCCUUUUACAUGAGAAAUUCUCAAAAUCAAUCUCAUUCCCCUAUACCUUAAUAAAAAUUUAUUACUCCUGAAAAAUUGGUUAGAGUUAGCGGAAAUUCAGGAGUGAAAAUAAAUUCAAUUUAAAAAAAUGGCACAAGAAUUAGAAGCGAAGCUGUUGAAACUGUUAAUAAGAUAAAAGAAUAAUAAAAAAUAUAAGAAUAUGUUUAAGAAUUCGAAUAUAGUAUUUUAAAAUAUAAUUUUUUAGAAAUUAUGGAAUAAAAGAAUGAAGAAUUGUAAUAAUUGGAAAUAAGAAUUUUAUUAUUAUUACAAAAAAAUCAUGAUUAAGUCUAAGAAAUGGAGGAGUUGAAAUAAGAAAAUGAAUAACUAAAGCAAUUAUUAUAUGAAUAAUAAACAAAAAUAGUUGAAUAAAAUUAAGAGAUUUUAGGAUUAAAAUUAUAUAAAGAUAGUUUAAAAAAAAUAAGUUUUAGCGAUUACUUUCGAUAAUAAAAUUAAUGA
Molecule: messenger RNA, 516 nt
Organism: Paramecium sonneborni
Lineage: Eukaryota; Ciliophora; Oligohymenophorea; Peniculida; Parameciidae
Source: the annotation of a GenBank genome assembly